Ambispora leptoticha is the source of this 234-nucleotide messenger RNA. Lineage: Eukaryota; Fungi; Glomeromycota; Glomeromycetes; Archaeosporales; Ambisporaceae. The record is from the annotation of a GenBank genome assembly.
AUGAGUAAUCAGUUUCAGAUAAAUUCACCGACAAUUCGAGAAGAGAUCCCUGAAGAAAUGGGCUUACUUGGGAAUUGUCUUCUGAUACCACCGAAUUCCGAGGUUAAAGAAAAAAAGGACUCCACAAAGAAUCGAGGAGUUAGAGAAACGAAUGAGGAUCAUGAAGCCAGGAAGAAGGUUUAUGAUGAAGUUAGGGAUCAACUCCCAAAAGAGGUUGCGAAAUAUACACUCUGA